Messenger RNA from Triticum dicoccoides, 1092 nucleotides. Its product is annotated as histone-lysine N-methyltransferase ATXR6-like. The record is from RefSeq and is a predicted model, not a curated record. NCBI's taxonomy places the organism in Eukaryota, Viridiplantae, Streptophyta, Magnoliopsida, Poales, Poaceae. Gene Ontology annotation, biological process: glycolytic process. Gene Ontology annotation, molecular function: 6-phosphofructokinase activity.
AUGCGCCCCGCCGUCUCGCUCGCCCCGCCUGUCCCGCCCGCCCCGCCCCGCCUGUCCCGCUCGCCCUCGUCCUGCCGCCGCCGCCGCUCGCCUGGGCACCCAUCCCCGGCCUCACGCGCCCAUCUAGAUAGAUGGGGCCCGCGCACGACGAGGCCGGCGUGCCGUCGUCUCGCGGCGGCCGAGCCGCCGGAGGGGAAGAAGAGGAAGCGGAAGGCCGCCAGCGCGCUGGUGGUGUUCGAGAAGAAGAGCAGGAAGCUGCCCUACCCCAGCAAGGACCCCGUCCGCCGCCUCACGCAGAUGGCCUCGCUCGCCACGGCGCUCACGGCCACCAGCGCCGUCUUCAACAACGACCUCACCUACGUGCCCGGCAUGGCGCCCCGGUCCGCCAACCAAUCCGCCCUCGUGGCAGGAGGGAUGCAGGUGCUGCCAAGGGGGGAUGCAGAGACAUUGAGCCUAUGCAAGAGGAUGAUGGAGCAAGGGCCUCUCCUCGUCGUCUUCAAUCCGGUGGAAGGAUUCAUGGUCGAGGCAGACAGGCACAUCAAGGAUCUGACCAUCAUCACCGAGUACGUCGGCGAGGUUGACUACCUUCGAAACUGUGAGCACGACGACGGCGACAGCAUGAUGACUCUGCUCUUCGCCGAGCCGCCAUCCAAGAGCCUCGUCAUCUGCCCCGACAAGCGGAGCAACAUUGCACGGUUCAUCAACGGGAUAAACAACCGGAAGGCAGGAAGAAGCAGAACCUCAAGUGCGUGCGGUUCGCAAUCGACGGUGAAUCCAUUGUCUCCUGGUGGCCAACAGGGACAUCUCCAAGGGGGAGAGGUCUAUGCGAUUGGUGGGGAUGGAACCAUGAGAGGAGCAGUGGCGAUAUUUGAAAAGUUUAAAUGGCGUGGUUUGAGGAUAUCCAUUAUAGGGAUCCCAAAAACCGUGGACAAUGACAUCAGCAUCAUAGACAGGUCGCGUGGGCUGCGCCAGUAUAUGUUGUUUCUUGCAACUGGUCUUUGGGUCAGUGAACAGGAGCUGGAGACACAAGGUGAGAACACUGUUUAUGUCAUUUGUUUCUUUCAGUUUUACUCAUGGGACACCGAUGAUUGA